Molecule: messenger RNA, 6826 nt
Organism: Athalia rosae (coleseed sawfly)
Lineage: Eukaryota; Metazoa; Arthropoda; Insecta; Hymenoptera; Athaliidae
Gene: Shab
Exons: 10
Coding region: 2461-6060 (1199 amino acids)
Biological process (GO): potassium ion transmembrane transport; protein homooligomerization
Cellular component (GO): voltage-gated potassium channel complex; membrane
Molecular function (GO): protein binding; delayed rectifier potassium channel activity
Source: RefSeq, a predicted model, not a curated record
CUCGUUCAACCUGUUUGUUCGAGGAAUUGAGAGUGUAAUUUGUCACAAUUGUCACCUCGUUAUUUACUUUCAACUAACAAUCUCUUGACCCUACUUCGGUAUGCCAGGAGAUUUCUGCAACUUGGAAUUUCUUCAAAACAAAAGGAAAUGCAGAUAAGGUACUCAAUUACACGGUACACGUCUAACAAUAAAUAUCAUCAAAAAAAGCUGAUAGUUCUUGGUAUGCUGUUAGAAGAAGACCAUGAGCGGAAAUUGAAAUCUGGACCAAGCGAUAUUCGAACAACUCAUGGGAUCAUAAUCCAAGUGCUGAGUAAAAUGCUUCAUCAAUACUUCUUUCAGUCAACAAAGUAGAGACCAAAUAAUAGGAUUGGUAUCGAUAGUCGUUGAAACAAAUUGGGGUAACUCAUUGCACAAAGACUGUCUAGUUUCACGUUCUGUCAUACAUAUAGUUUUUACGAUAAGUUAUCGGUCAGAUACAAGAGACAACUAUUCCCAUCCGUUGGGAAACUGAAUAAAAUUUACCUAGUUCGAUUUUUUUCUAGGAAAUGCAGAAUGAUCGCUGUGUCAAAUUAACUGCACAUACUGUCCAGUGUUUCUGGUUGUUUAAUUCGUCUGUCGGUCAUGACUUGAGAAAUUUUGCCAAGUAUUGCAGUCGACGGUUCGGUGAUUGCUGUAACAAUGAUUUAUUUUACCCUUAUGAUCGUGGUACGUCAAAAAGCGAUUCAUGUAUCGAGCACUCGACAUACUCAGGAUUUUGUUUUGGCUAAAGUCUUCUGCCCAAAUCCAUCAUUCUCUCAAGUCAUCCAUAUACUCGAGACAAUAAAUCAAGGUCUAAGUAUAGCAUUAUACUCAAAAACAACCGCUGCAAAACAAAUGGAUGAAGAUCGUCGUAUCACCUAAGAAUUGUCAUUUCCAAUCACCGUUUUGCGAUGCAUAAAAAAUUACUAAUUUUCGCUGGUUAAAUUCGUCCGAGAGUCGCGACAAUCGAUCGAUCGUCGUGCCCGCGAGUUUGAUCAAAUCGAUUGCGCGUGAUUUUACAUUUUGAAUAGACGAAACUUGCAUCUUUGCUUAAUAUGCACAUUACAAGGGGUUCGAAUUGAGGCAAUAAUUUUAUGUGCGAAAGUCUAGUUCCCCUCGAAGCGAAAGCAUCGGGGACUAAGAUAAUACUAACAAUUGCCCUCCGGAUUCUAACGCAAAAAUGAGACCUCGAGCAAACUUCAGUGCAAAGUUCAAAGAGGAUAACCGUUCCCGUCGGUCUUAGCGGGGCUAAAGGCAAGCAUUAUAAAGAUUUAGGGUGGUCACGUUGAUCAGGCAGGCGCACAGCUGGCUCGAAUCCAAGAACCGCCGUCUACGUCAACGCAGAAAACCAGGAGCAGCAACCACAAACCAGCAGCAGCAGCAGCAGCAUCACCAGCAGCAGCAGCAGCAGCUGAGCAUCUCGAGACAUCGAAAUUUGCGAGCUGCUGCUGUCGGAAAUAAAUAUUGAGCCGUUACGAUAUGAGAAUAAAAUUCUUAACAAAAAUUUAAGCAAUCGCAACGUCCGACGACUAAUUGAUGAUAUUUAUUUUAUCAACUGAUUAAUUACGCGCAAAUUAUUGUGAUAGUGUUUAGUGAUACUUUGAACCGCGCUUUUACCGUUGUUACAUUGUCGCUAAAAAUAAAUAAUUAAAUUAAUUACCUGUAUCGAAAGUUGAAAAUUGACGAAUAGUAAUAAAUAUCAACGAUAAUAAUAAAAAUUGUUAACAAGUUGUUAUUAAUGUUUUCAUAAUUACGAAAUAAAAUUUCCAAGUUUUCUUAGAACCGCUGAUUUAAAUAUUAACGGUGAAUCGUUGUUGCUGUGGUGGUGAUAUCUCGUUGAAAAUAUUGAAAAAUACAUAGAGUGCAAAAAAGUAGUUCGAAUUUAUGGGUAUGAAUCUGCCUAUAUAACUCUACAUACAUUUGAACGGGAUCGAUAAUAUUCUAUUCUAUGUGAAAGGCACACGCACACACGCACGCACACCGAGAUAUCUACAUAUAGAACACGUUUAUGGUGAAUUAAUUAUUAUACACAGUGACAUUUUAUCUGCAUACCCACACACACACACACACACACAUACGCACACACGCACGCACAUGUGAAAUAAAUAGUACGAUAUUACUCGAGAUUUGUAACGAUAUACAUUACAAUUAGUGUUUUCUCGGAAGCUGAUCUUUCUUUCGUGUUGUUUUUUUUGGUCUCUGUUUUUUCCUGGACCUCGCGACAUUCCUAGCAGUUUUCCAAGAGUGAGGAUCAAGGAGCACCCGGGCGAACAGAGGGAAGAGAUAACGGAGAAGAGGAGGCAGAAACAGAAUGUGUUUGAUCGGCGGUGCGAGUAUCUUUUUCGAGAGGUGCGAGAAGAUCGUUCGAGGGGUGGUUGAAUACGAUUGAGAUAUGACGUAGUAUAGCCCUGUCGCGAUCGUUUGAAAAGAAAUCCGUAUCUCAUGCUUAACGAGAGAAAGUUUGACUUGGAUGACAGUUCGGGUGUAAUAGAAGCAAGUUCCGAUCGUAAUGGAAAUGGAGCUCCAAGCGCGUCAAUGUACUCUCAGAUUCCUAAUCUGGAUACAGGCAUGGAUUCGUUUACGUUCGAUCCAUCCCUCGUCACGGUCGGGAAUUUGUCGACCCUCGGGAAUUUCGGUAACCAAUUGUCGAACAUCGGCAACAACAAGGAGGUCCGUUACGCCUCGUUUUCAACGGUACCGUCAUCCGCCUUGCCAUCGAUGCUUCCGCCACCUUUGCCGCCACCUCCGCCACCUCUUCCUCUCCACAUGCAGCAGCGUAUCUAUUCGAGGUCAAUGACAUCUCUGCCUCCGGAGCCGUUUAUGCUGAUGCGCUCGAAGGCCUUGAACAGAAGAGUAUGCAUAAACGUCGGCGGUGUUAAACACGAGGUGCUUUGGAGGACAUUGGAACGGCUUCCACACACCCGUUUGGGUCGUCUCCGAGACUGCAAUACUCACGAAGCAAUAACUGAGCUUUGUGACGAUUACUCGUUAAUAGACAACGAAUUUUUUUUCGACCGACAUCCGAAAUCAUUUAGCUCAAUAUUAAAUUUUUAUAGAACUGGUAAAUUACAUUUAGUCGAUGAAAUGUGCGUUUUAGCAUUCAGUGACGAUUUGGAGUAUUGGGGUAUAGAUGAAUUGUACCUCGAAAGUUGUUGUCAGCACAAGUAUCAUCAGAGAAAAGAACACGUUCACGAGGAAAUGAGAAAAGAGGCUGAAUCGCUCAGGCAACGUGAGGAGGAAGAAUUUGGCGAGGGUAAAUGCGCCCAAUAUCAAAAAUGCCUUUGGGAUCUUCUUGAAAAACCAACGACUUCUAUCGCCGCAAGGGUGAUAGCUGUGAUAUCGAUACUAUUUAUUGUGUUGUCAACAAUCGCAUUAACUCUGAACACGAUUCCUAGUAUGCAAGUGAAUGAUCAAAAAGGAAACUUUCAAGAUAAUCCUCAACUAGCGAUGGUGGAGGCGGUUUGCAUCACUUGGUUUACACUCGAGUAUGUACUUAGGUUCAGUGCCUCGCCGGACAAGUGGAAAUUUUUCAAGGGAGGUUUAAAUGUUAUCGAUUUACUUGCGAUACUCCCUUACUUCGUGUCUCUAUUCCUCGUUGAAACGAACAAAAAUGCAACGGACCAAUUCCAGGAUGUGCGUCGGGUUGUACAAAUUUUUCGUAUAAUGCGUAUACUGAGGAUACUCAAGCUUGCACGUCAUUCUACAGGAUUACAAAGUCUUGGCUUUACAUUGCGAAACUCUUACAAAGAGCUUGGUCUACUCAUGCUAUUCCUUGCUAUGGGAGUAUUGAUAUUUUCAAGUCUCGCUUAUUUCGCCGAAAAGGAAGAGCCUGGGACUAAAUUUAUAAGCAUUCCGGAGACGUUUUGGUGGGCAGGAAUCACCAUGACUACCGUAGGGUAUGGGGAUAUCUACCCAACAACUCCCCUCGGAAAAGUGAUUGGAAGUGUUUGUUGUAUAUGUGGUGUCCUGGUAAUUGCGUUGCCCAUUCCAAUUAUCGUCAAUAAUUUUGCUGAGUUCUACAAGAAUCAGAUGAGACGUGAAAAAGCACUUAAAAGGCGGGAGGCUCUGGAGAGGGCCAAAAGGGAAGGAAGCAUUGUUUCCUUUCAUCACAUCAAUCUGAGGGACGCUUUCGCUAAGAGCAUUGAUCUCAUCGACGUCAUCGCUGAUACCGGUCAGAACAUGUCGGGGAUAGACGGGAACAGUACGGAAGGCGAAUCGGCAUGUGGCCGAGGUCCUGCUCAAACUGGUCCUGGAUGUUAUCGUAACUACGAGCAUUGUAGCAUAAAUACUCAUCGAAGAAGCGCGUCCAAUUGUCUACCGACCCUGCCUAACGAUCUGUCAACUCCGGACAGCCCGAAUCAUCGACUCCUAGAUUUCGCACCGAAUUCAUCACCCAGUAGGAACAACGACUACUUUCAAGAUGAUAUUCCCAUCCAACAAUCGACGCAAGGGAAUACCACACCCAGUGAUGAAGCUGAGAAGAAGGACGGUAGAAAAUUCGACAAACUUGAAGAAUUGCCUAGUGAAUUCGAAUGCUGUUUUUGUACUACAAAGGAGUAUAAGGAUUUUAGGGAUGCGGAGAAUUUGAUGCCUCUGGCAACGAGCGACUUCCGGAAUCCUAUUUGCCAAGAACUGAAAGCACUGCGUGAUUCCUGCAGCAAUGCGGAAUCCAGUAACUUUGGAUACUACAACUAUCAAAAUUCGCCGAAUCAGGAGACCUAUUCGACCUCGUAUUUCAAAAACAAUAACAACGAAUCCUGUAGCGCUGAUAGUACCGACACCUUCGCCAGCUGCCAUACCCACUUUUUUCACUCCCAAGGUGACCUUACCGAAGAAGGGGACAGCAAUCUUUACAUCAACCCCUUGGAAAGCACCGCUGACAAGUGUAAUGAUUGUCAUCAUCAAAGUGCGUCAACAAACACAAAAAAAAAUACACCUACUGGUGUUUUACUCCACAUAUCUGACGCAGUGCAGUCUUCGAACAAUCAAACUACUCAAAAUAACGAACAGGCGAAUGACGAGGGCAGAGGAAGUAGCAAAGAUGUUUCUCUACCGAAACACAAAAAAACCCGUAUCCAACAAAGUGAAAGACUACGUCCCCAUUUUGGACUAACUCCAGAUUCUAUAUCGACCGUGGUCGGGAUAGCGAUCGAAAGUACAAUCGCAAGGGAUAGUAAUAAUCAAUAUUCAGGAAUUACUGGCGCCCAGGAAAAUGGCAUACUAACACAAGCUGCUGAUAAUUUUACUUCCCCAUCCCGAAUAAUCCAUCAUCAUCUAUUUGGAAACAUAACUGGCUUAAAGCACUCUUAUUCUGGAAAAUCCAGUGGGAGUAAGUUGUCCCUAUCCAGCAACUCGAUAGACAGUGAGACAAUGCCGUUUAUAGAUCGGCAUCGAGUAUCCAAGUCGAUUUUGAAGAAAUCGGAUGCCAGCGGUAACGUACGCUACAACAACGAUAGCUGGGACUCUGACAAGGAAAAGCUGAUAUCGGAAAACACCUCAGCCACCAGUAUUUACGACAGCGAAGGUGACGCUCGUGAUGCCAUGCUGAUAAAAUGCCCUCUACCAAAACCGACGUCGCAAUCUGUAUCGGAGCAACAACCAACUUUUGGAACUCUGACAACCAAACAUAAAACUGAGGGCAAACACCGAGACACCACUUGCUCCGAUCGUACUUCAGCCAAUGCAAAAAACUGUACCACGGUGUUCUCCAAAUCACUGUUCGACGCUCCCGAAGAGGAAAAGCAAGCACGUGACGAAGCGGCUACUGAAAACAAGAGCAAGGGAUACAAAGACGAGCAUAAAGCUAGAGAAUCGGAUUCCAAAAGGAACCAACGUUCCAAAGGAGUGAAGGGAAAACACCAAUCCACAUUCAUAUGUACCCCAAACUCGUAUAAUGCAGAGAAUACAGGUGAGAAAAGUGUGAUCCGGGACAGAGAAAGGAAGAAGAUAUUGAGCACUAAACCAAAUAGCAGUACAAAUCAAAAUCCCACACCUGCAAAUUCUAAUUGUUAUUAUACGGAUUAUAAUCGGUUCACCUCCUAGCAGAGAAAACCGAAUAAUUAUUACGAGUAUUAUUUAUGAACAAAGUUUUUAUCUCCAGGAGUUGAAAAGAUAUUAAGGGUAUGACACCUGUUUGUACAAGUAGAUAUAUCAACAAUGUUAUUUUGAACGAGUAAUUUUAAUGGCCGAAUAACUUGGAAUAAUGCCCCAAGAAUCAUAAUUAGGAUGAAGAGUUUUUUGAAUAGCAUGAAAUGUUAACGGUUGACAUGUAUAUGAGUAUAUGUAGAUAGAUAUUCCCACAACGUUAUGGUUGAUCGGUAUGCAUAUCGAACACUGUAGAGACGAUGUGCAUCGCUUGUUAUUAGAGAAUAUUUUUGGACGCUCUUCUUGGAUGGUUUUAAACUGGAGGAUAAAUAAGAUAAUAAAUUAAUUGAUAUAACAGAGUGUGAGGCGUCUAAUACGAUUUAAAACGGGCACGCGUUCGACUAAUUGUAAGUUACUUCACAUUUUUUCGUAGACGUCAUUUUACUUGAUUCGAUUCCUCUGAAUGCGUUCGAUGGGACUUAAUCGGCCGGCAGGAUACGUAGUUGAGUAAAUUCUUUAAAUGUACAUACGUGUACCACCCACAAACAGAGCAAAAUACGACCAAGGAAGGCAAAGAAAAGAAUACAUCUAGUGCAGUUACCAAUAAUUUCACUAGCAAUAGUCCAGAAAUAGUCGCGCAUAAUGUUUACGUAGCGCAAUGAUAACAUAUUAUGUGAUUCUACACACUCAAUUGUUCAAUAAAGAUUUGUCAAACAAUCAUUAA